Messenger RNA from Caenorhabditis elegans, 2821 nucleotides. It is a transcript of the gene ncx-1, whose product is annotated as Calx-beta domain-containing protein. The coding region runs from base 18 to 2660 and encodes 880 amino acids. The record is from RefSeq and is marked reviewed. NCBI's taxonomy places the organism in Eukaryota, Metazoa, Nematoda, Chromadorea, Rhabditida, Rhabditidae. The transcript is spliced from 15 exons.
AGACAACUACAAAUGCGAUGACCAAGUUGAAAAUCUACUUGUUCCUUGUUGUCUCGUUGACUACACUUGGGCAAUACGCAGCUGAGCCGCAAAAUGGAGAAAUAAUUCACGUAUCUUCCCAACGUAUACCCGGGCCUGAGCCGGCUUGUGCUCCGGCUAAGCCAUGUUCCCCCGGAGUUAUCGUACCAGUUUGGCAGCCAUCGGAAAACCUGUCAGAAUGCAAAAUAUGGUUCCGUGCAAUUGUCUAUUUAAUCGCAUUGGCCUAUUUAUUCUUUGGUGUCUCAAUUGUGGCGGAUCGAUUCAUGGCGUCUAUUGAAGUGAUCACUUCUCAGCAGAAAUCUGUGAAAAUGAAGAAGAUAACCGGUGAACAUUUCACAAUAAUGGUACGUGUCUGGAAUGAAACAGUCAGUAACCUGACGCUAAUGGCUCUCGGAUCCUCAGCCCCCGAGAUUUUGCUCUCGGUCAUUGAAAUUUGCGGAAAUAAUUUCGAAGCUGGAGAGCUGGGACCAUCGACAAUUGUUGGAUCAGCUGCUUUUAACCUAUUCAUUAUUAUUGCAGUCUGUAUUAUGGCUAUUCCAAACGGCGAGACCCGUCGAGUACAACAUAAUGGUGUGUUCUGGGUUACUGUAGUUUGGUCUACAUUUGCAUACGUCUGGCUUUACCUAAUCCUGAGUGUGUUCAGUCCGGGAGAAGUUGAAGUAUGGGAGGGUGUGCUCACUUUUGUGUUUUUCCCGCUAACUGUGGGCAGUGCCUACUUUGCCGAUGCACAUGCUGGGCAAUUCGGUCAGAGACUAAUCUCCGGACCCCUCUCCUCGUUCGUAAGGAGGUCACCACGCCGUUCUCCGUCCAAAAAAACCCGGGAAAACGUGGAAAAUGGAGCCGGACUCCCAGGGGAUGCAACUCAAAAUUUGAUAGGAGGAGACGCCGACGCCCUGGCAUUUGAAAUUCACAGACGUCACUACCUGGAUAUUUUCAAACAAUUGAGAUCGGAGCAUCCAGAUGCUCCAGUCGUUGAACUUGAGAAGCAUGCCAUGGAGAAAGUUGUCGGAGAGCAGAAGAAAUCAAGAGCUUUUUAUAGAAUUCAGACAACUAGGAAAAUGAUCGGUAGUGGAGAUAUUCAGAAAAAAUUGAAGAAAAGUAAUAAACUGGAGCCAAUGGUUGUUCAAAAAACCAUGGCCACCGUGGAGUUCGACCCUCCUCACUAUACAUGUCUGGAGAAUGUUGGUGACGUGUACCUAACCGUCAAAUGUGACCGAGGAUCCGUACCAGAGGAUACCACAGUUACGGUACAUUAUAGAACUAUUGCUGAUACCGCUCAAGCUGAAUCCGACUUUGUGCACACCGAAGGAACAAUCACUUUUGAGCCAGGACAGACUGAACAAAAAAUCAAAGUCGGAAUUGUGGACAACGACAUCUACGAGGACGACGAGCAGUUCAUGGUCCGGCUCUCACAAGUCCGAGCCUUCCGUUCAGAGCACUUUUCCAGUGUGCCGGCUCGGCUGGGUCUCGCAGCGACAGCUACCGUAAUCAUUGUGGACGAUGAUCAUGCUGGAAGCUUUGGCUUCUUGUCAGAAAAAUUCAAAUGCACAGAGUCAUGUGGCUCAUUUGUGGCAGAAGUUAUACGGUCACGUGGAGCCCGUGGUAAGGUGUCAAUUCCUUAUAAGACUGUUGAUGGAGCCGCCAAAUCGCCACAGGACUAUGAGCAUCAGGAGGGUGUGCUGAAGUUUGCCGAUGAGCAGUCUAAAGCCGAAAUCUACAUUCCGAUUGUCAACGAUGAUGAAUAUGAAAAACACGAAGAUUUCUAUAUUGAGCUCGGUGAGCCCAUUUGGCACAGGGAAUUGGCGGACGAUGAAGAAGGAAUCGAGGGAAAACCGAUUCUCGGCUUCUCAAGAUGCAAAGUAGUGAUCACAGAAGACCGAGAAUUCAAGAAUUUUAUGGAUAGAGCAUUGGUAACAGCGAAUACCUCGAUUAUGGUCGGAACUUCGAGUUGGAAGCAACAAUUCACUGAAGCCUGGACUUUGGAGCCGGAGGAGGAGGACGGAGAAGUCACGACUAUGGAAAAAGUUAUGCAUUAUAUUGCAUUACCAUGGAAGCUACUGUUUGCCCUGAUUCCACCGACUGACUAUUUUAAUGGUUGGCUAUGUUUUGUGGUUGCAAUUGCGAUGAUUGGACUAUUAACCGCAUUUAUUGGUGAUAUCGCUGCAGCUUUUGGGUGUACAGUUGGGCUAAAGGACUCUGUGACCGCCCUCACCUUGGUCGCAAUGGGAACUUCUCUUCCAGACACAUUUGCGUCCCGCACCGCCGCAGUUGGAGAUCAAUGGGCUGACGGAUCGAUUGGUAAUGUGACUGGAAGUAAUGCUGUUAAUGUAUUCUUGGGUAUUGGAAUUGCCUGGAUGAUUGCUGCCUGUGUACAUGCCUACCGGGGUACCAAGUUUUUAGUCGCCACAGGCUCCUUGGCCUUCUCGGUAACAAUGUUCCUAAUUGGCUCAGUCGUAUGUGUCGCCUUACUCCAAUAUCGUCGUUUCAAUCGAAAAGUCAACGGAGAGUUAGGCGGUCCAAUGGGCUGGCGGAUCAUUUCCGCCGGAAUUUUCGUCUCCGUUUGGCUUUUGUAUAUCCUGCUCAGCACACUAGAGGCCUAUUGUAUUAUUAAGGGAUUCUAAUUUUAAUUUUUUCUUUAAUUUUUCAAAAAUUUCUAAAUUUUCUCAAAAGCCAUAAUUUCCCAAUUUUUCACCUAAAAAUCAAAGAAUCAAUACUACAAACUACAUUCCCGUGUCUUUUACUUUUAUACAUCAAUCAAUCAAUCAAUAAAUAAUAAAACAUU